AUGCUAGUGUGGUUACCAGCAGUACCAAAGCUAGCAGAUGUGGAGGAGGAGGAGGAGGAGGAGGAGGAGGAGGAGGAGGAGGAGGAGGAGGAGGAGGAGGAGGAGGAGGAGGAGGAGGAGGAGGAGGAGGAGGAGGAGGAGGAGGAGGAGGAGGAGGAGGAGGAGGAGGAGGAGGAGGAGGAGGAGGAGGAGGAGGAGGAGGAGGAGAGAGCUGAAAGGGAGGAAGGGGAGAGGUAUGUUCCUGUUCCAGAUGGGAUGUCCCAUUAA
This is a messenger RNA of Closterium sp. Naga37s-1, 267 nucleotides long. NCBI's taxonomy places the organism in Eukaryota, Viridiplantae, Streptophyta, Zygnematophyceae, Desmidiales, Closteriaceae. The record is from the annotation of a GenBank genome assembly.